AUGUUUCCCUUUUUUUAGAUAAAUCCUAUAAUGAAUGCCUAAGAGCAGUAUAAUAAUGUAAUAAAAUAUAGAUCAAUCAAUUUAAUGAAUAAAUUCUAAAUAGAGCAAAGUUGUUGUCUAAGAAAGUUGAAACAUACUAUCUUGAUCUCAAAAAUCAAUUACUUAUUUUUCAAACUCUAAAACUCCAAUUUAAUUUCUACUUGAUUCUCUUAACAUUCCUGCAGAAUGACCUUAGUACAAAAAAAAUAUUGAUUAAAUUCCAUUAAUCAUAUUUAGACAAAUUUUAGAAUAAUAUUCAUUUGGAAAUGGUUUAGCUAGCAGAUAAAGUAUAAAUUAAGAAAUAAUGGUGGCUUGUAAGUCUUAAAUUACUUAGCUUAUGAUUAAUUAAAUGAUUUAUAAAUUGAAAUAGAUACUAGAGUUGAAAAUUAAGUUAACAUUUUUAAAGCCCAACCUAUCAGUGCAACAGAUUUAGUUUAAUUAAUUUCUUUCCAUUUAUCAUAAACAUUUAAAGGUGCAAAUAUUAGUUUAAGUGGUUAAAAUAUGAUUGCAGAAGAAAAAACAUCAGAAUCUAAAGGAUAAAGAUUUAUAAAUUGUGAACCUAGUAAAAAUGGUGUUUACAAAUUUGGUUUUAAGGUUAUUAAAUAUGGUGGAUGGAUUGAAAUAGGUGUUUGCCAAGGAGAUAUUAUUGCUAGUAGCAAUUAUAAAUUUAACUAUACAAAUAUAGGUCAUGGGUAUACUUUUAUAAAAUAAAUGCAAAUCAUAUUUAAUAUCUAAUAAUGGCUACUCAUGGUCUCACUUGUAGAAAGAUUUAAAUUCAGCAUAUAAAUCUUUUGA
This is a messenger RNA of Paramecium sonneborni, 834 nucleotides long. Lineage: Eukaryota; Ciliophora; Oligohymenophorea; Peniculida; Parameciidae. The record is from the annotation of a GenBank genome assembly.